Molecule: messenger RNA, 876 nt
Organism: Lagopus leucura (white-tailed ptarmigan)
Lineage: Eukaryota; Metazoa; Chordata; Aves; Galliformes; Phasianidae
Gene: CFAP77
Product: cilia and flagella associated protein 77
Exons: 6
Coding region: 1-717 (238 amino acids)
Source: RefSeq, a predicted model, not a curated record
AUGGCGGGGCCCCCUCGGCACCCCCUGAGCCUGGCGGAGGUGGCAGCGGGCAGCGAGAACGAGCGGCUGGGGGUGGCCCGGGACAGCAUGCUGCGCAACCCGCGCAUCCUCAAGGCAGAACUGGGAAAGCCUCUGAGAAACUGCUAUACACUGCCAGGCUUGGAUUUUUCAUACGGGCUGUACAUCGAAAGGACAGAUGGAGGAGUCCCUGAAGCAAUAGGCCACUGGAACACAAUAAAGCCUAGGACGAAUUUAACUCAGAAUAUGCCCCGAGACUUCAUCACCAUGAACCGUGGUGCUCUGAAGGCUGGGUAUACCACAGCCCGGGAGUUUAACUUGUACUACAAGGCCAAGGACAUUCGGUGCAAAGACGACGAAUACAGCCGCUUUAGGAGAUCUCCUCCUCAUGUACCUGCAGACAGGACCUAUGGCAUCCCAGCACGGCCUUCCACUCCUCUGUUUGACCUCCUGCAACACAAAUACAAGGAGCUGUGGAUGGAACAGCAGAGAGCACGGACCGCAGCGCUCCGGCUGGAGAAGACAAAGACACGGAAGGACAAAGUGCGCGACACCCGCACCACGCUUCUCCGAAAAAACCCAGUGCCUCCAAAGGAGGAGUCCUUUUGGCACCUGCCCCACCUGGAAAAGGUCGGGCCUCAUCUCAGUACUUUUCCAGACUGUGAUGCUCGUAAGAAGGCGUUCAGUUCCUCCCAUUGAGAAGUGCCUGGGAGAAGCAGUUCCCUCCCCAGGGCAGCCGUACAUCGAGCUCAGGUCAGGACCUCAGCCAGCAUGGAGCCCUGCAUCGGCCACAGACAUAGGAUUAUAGGAUUUCUCAGGAUUGAAAGAGUUGCGUUCAUGCAGAUGUAGCCAAAUAAA